AUGCAUUCAACAUCUCUUCGGACUUCGCAGUUCAGAUAUGAGAUCAAUGUCUCGUCUUCGCGUUGGGCUGGUCAUAUAAUGAGAACAGACGACAGAAACACUAAAAACUCUGGAAUGGAAUCCUCACAAAACGUCCUCGAGGUGGCCACCGACCAGAUGGGCCGACGUGUUCGUUGCAUGGAUGGACCAGCUAAAUUCUCAACUGGUAACGAAUAA
Molecule: messenger RNA, 216 nt
Organism: Strongylus vulgaris
Lineage: Eukaryota; Metazoa; Nematoda; Chromadorea; Rhabditida; Strongylidae
Source: the annotation of a GenBank genome assembly